AUGUCAAGAACAAAAGAGAUAAUUACAGUACAAUCAGAUAAAGAGUUAAAGGAUAAUAUUGAAAAUAGAGAGCAAUGUAAAAGUUUAUCACUUUCAUUCGAUGAAUUGGAAGAAAUCGAACAGUAUUUGCGUAUACCGUUGAAGGAUAGACAACACAAAAUCAAGUUGGAUAUAUUGAUUAGGGAAUAUGAAAUAGUACUCAAUACUGCAUCUCCAGAAAUCAGUGCAAUUUUACCCGGUAGUUUUCUGGGUGGACAAUUGAAAUUGUCUCGUCAAUCAACUAGAGGGAGAAGAAUAAGAUCCGGUGCUUUCGAUAAUGUCAAAUAUUUGGUAUAUCAUAAAAACAAUAUCGAUAAUCUUCUUAUGAAUCUUCAUAUGUUGUUGCCGAACCAUCCUCAUUGUAAUCAAACCAUAAUGAAAGAGUUCCUUACUAGUCACGAAAUCCUGUUGUCUAGUGGGAAUUCAGAGACAAUCGAUAGUUUCAGAUGUGAUGAGUGUGAAAAGUGUCUUAAACCUCCAAAGGAAGAACAAAAUCUCUCCUCGACAGCUAGAAUCAAACAUUUCAGCAAGAAUCAAAAAGUAUUUCGCCGACCAGAUCAAUUUCAAUGUUUACAGAAUCAAGUUACUGAAGUGCACAACAUGGUAAAGGAUCUUUCGCCAAACAUCAUUUCAGAAGGAUAUCCAGUAAAACCAGAAGAAGAAGAAAAAGAAGAAGAAGUAGAAGAACCAAUCUCACGACAUGACCAUAUUUCUACUUUGAAUAUCAUGACUGAAAUCAAUGUGACCGAUAGAGACAUCAACAGAAUCAGUUCUGGCAAAAGUUUAAAAGGAAAUUCUAUGAAUGGUUUGAUAGUGAAAUUUCUUCAACACCAGUUCAAUUCAGAAUGGAGUCACCCAUUACUGACAGUGUUUGAUAGCUUUUCAUUCAGAAGACCUGUUUAUUCAACCAUGAGAAACUCUCUGUUUAGUAUGAUACCAUACAAUGUAGAUAACGAUAACUGGUUGUUCUACUUUAUUAAACAAAUGGAGUAUGUUAUCAACAACUACAGUCGUUUGGAUGAGCAUACAGAUAUUAAAAUGUUCUUUAAUGAAUUGAAACCAUCAACCUAUGACUUUGAUGAAUACAGAAACAGACUUGCAAUGAUUUUAAGAAAAGUAAAAGAUAAUCAACAAUUUUCAAAAGGUGGGGAACUCAACUUAGGUGGUAAUAAUAGCAAUAAAUAUUUCGAUUGUUAUACUAAUAUCGACAUUUAUGGUCACUCUAAUAUAGAUAUAGAGAUAACAACUACAACAUCUACAACUAGAAGAACUUCAAUUAGACCGAGACCAUCACCGUACAUUUGUGAAAGAGAAGAAGCAAACAUUAAGAAAAAGAGUAAAGUUAAAGUAGUUGAAAAACGCAAAACCGAACAGUUUGAUGAAGAGGAAGAAGAGGAAUCAGUAAGAAAUCAAACCAAAAGAAAGAGAAACAAAAAUUGGCCACUUGAAAGUGUUUGA
Messenger RNA from Heterostelium album PN500, 1497 nucleotides. RefSeq lists its product as uncharacterized. The transcript has 3 exons. The record is from RefSeq and is a predicted model, not a curated record. The coding region runs from base 1 to 1497 and encodes 498 amino acids. NCBI's taxonomy places the organism in Eukaryota, Evosea, Eumycetozoa, Acytosteliales, Acytosteliaceae.